CGCAAAUUGGUAAAAACUUUCAACCUAAAAUUUAAAACAUUUACUAGUGUACAAGUCUUGGAGCCACCAACCAAAAUGAUUCGUUUGGUUCUAGUUUCUUCUUUCAUUUUGAUCUUGGGUUCUUACGAAACCAAAGGUGCACCAAAUGACCUUCCACUCAAGAAUGACGAGACACGUCCUCCCUAUCGAUCGAUUGAAGGAAAAGGUGUUAUGGAUUUGGCUGGUGGUUUCGUGAAAGCUGCUGGAAUUGCUAACCUGGGUUUGACGGCAGCAUAUGUAUUUCCACCAAUUGCUGGGGCAGUAGUUGGAUACAGAAUUAUUAAUUACGGAGUAGGCAAAACUCAGGAAGCUGCGGGUUACGCAGUACAAAAAACUCAGGAAGGUGCCAGUUACGCUGCCGGUUACGUAGUAGAAAAAGCCCAGGAAGCUGCUCUAAACGCAGUCAAAGAUGGAAUACAAAAGAAAUUUUCGGAAAAUAAAGCAGAUGAGUAGAAUAGUGCCUUUUACUGUGAAAAACCUAUUGCAUUAAAAUUUGUUCAACCGA
Molecule: messenger RNA, 544 nt
Organism: Macrosteles quadrilineatus (aster leafhopper)
Lineage: Eukaryota; Metazoa; Arthropoda; Insecta; Hemiptera; Cicadellidae
Exons: 3
Coding region: 76-492 (138 amino acids)
Source: RefSeq, a predicted model, not a curated record